Molecule: messenger RNA, 762 nt
Organism: Staurois parvus
Lineage: Eukaryota; Metazoa; Chordata; Amphibia; Anura; Ranidae
Source: the annotation of a GenBank genome assembly
AUGAGGAAAACCUCCGAGGAUUGUCUCACUUUGUCUCCAGACUGGAAAGUAGAAGAUGAGGACAUCACACAGUAUAGUCCAGGAGAAAACCCGGCUCCCUCCAAUGUCCAUCCGGCACCACCCAGUGUAGAUGGACCAUCGGAUUCCUCGUAUCCUGAGGAACCUCAGACUGUGCGGGACCGGGCCGGCCUUCCAACAGAGAAGAAGUUCUCCUGUACUCAGUGUGGGAAAGGUUUCCAUUUUAAAUUCAAUCUUGAUGAGCAUAAAAGAUCUCACACAGAUGAGAAUCUAUAUUCCUGCCCUGAGUGCGGGAAAUGUUUUUUAAAGAAGUCCUAUCUUUUCAGACAUCACAGAUAUCACACAGGGGAGAAACCGUAUUCCUGUUCUGAGUGCGGGAAAAGUUUUUUACUUAAGCCACAUCUUUACAGACAUCUAAGAUUGCACAAAGGUUUGAAGCCGUAUUCCUGUUCUGAGUGCGGGAAAUGUUUUUCACAAAAAGCCAUUCUCUACAAACAUCAGAGAUUGCACAUAACGUCUCACGCGGUGGAAAAGCCAUUCUCUUGUCAUUAUUGCGGGAAAUGUUUUUUAAGGAUGUAUAAUCUUACCAUACAUCAGAGAACUCACACAGGUGAGAAGCCGUAUCCCUGCCUGGAGUGCGGGAAAUGUUUUUUAUACAGAAGUCCGAUCUUUACCGACAUCAGAAAACUCACACAAGGAAGAAGCCACUCACCUGUCCUGAGUGAGGGAAAUGUUCCUCAAUGA